CCCUGGGCGGCCCGGCUUCCGGCGACUGUGGGUCGGCGCGCGCGGCCGCGGCCGGGUGGACUGCGAAGCCAUGGAGAGCGGAUUCGGCUCGGAUUUCGGGGGCUCCGGCGGCGGGAAGCUGGACCCGGGGCUCAUCAUGGAGCAGGUGAAGGUGCAGAUUGCCGUGGCCAACGCGCAGGAGCUGCUUCAGAGGAUGACCGACAAGUGUUUCCGGAAGUGCAUUGGGAAGCCGGGGGGCUCCUUGGACAAUUCGGAGCAGAAGUGCAUCGCCAUGUGCAUGGACCGCUAUAUGGACGCCUGGAACACCGUGUCCCGCGCCUACAACUCGCGGCUGCAGCGGGAACGAGCCAAUAUGUAAUCAGGAGGCACGCCACCAUCCGGGGAGUCCACCCACGGGAGUCGCCCACCCGGGCUCAUAUCCAUCAACGUGCUUUCCGAGGCGGGAGCCAACGAGUGCAUACCGCCCAUGGUCUAUGAGGGCGGCGCAGUGCAGGGACAGUUGAGGUGUGCCUCUGCCAGCGAGUGCAACUUGGGUCUGUGCCCUUCCCAAGGCCUGGGAAUCCACGGCCUCUCUCUUGGAGUACCCAGGUUAGCCGCCUUUCCUGGGCCGAGAAUCCUUUGUUUGGACCUCUUGUGCGGUGGGAGGUGGUCAGGCCCCACUCAAGUUGUGGUCUCUUGAGGAUGGGCCAAUAAAUUGCUGACUGAGGGACAGAAAA
This is a messenger RNA of Marmota flaviventris (yellow-bellied marmot), 716 nucleotides long. It is a transcript of the gene Timm13, whose product is annotated as translocase of inner mitochondrial membrane 13. Lineage: Eukaryota; Metazoa; Chordata; Mammalia; Rodentia; Sciuridae. The record is from RefSeq and is a predicted model, not a curated record.